ACCCAAAAGAGUAAUCCGAGAAGUUGCCUAUACACUUAUACCACUAACACCACAGGUACACUACCUAGGUAUAUUCCAGCGACCCCACUUGGGUCACUUGGAAGGUCACUCUGACCGGUUUGGGGGAGGAACUUCUGCUUGAGACAACGGUUGGGAAGGAGUGAUUAGGACAAACAGAAAGAACGCGCUUGUUUUAUGUAGCUUUCCAGGGGAGGUACUGUCUAAGACGUCUUACGGCAAGGCAGUAGGGGUCUAGUGUACCGAGUAAUAAGAAGGGACGGUAUCGAAUAAUCGGAAGUCACACUCCCUAUUCUUUACUUCUUAAGUCCUGCCGGGUAUCACAAGUUGCAGGAGUAAAACAACGCCCGACUAUCACUUACAUUUUUCUUAUACCCCCGCUAGACGAUAGGAAACUACGACAAUGGCCGCCGCACCCAAGUGGAAGAUAGCCAUCGGAGCCGACGACGCCGGUGUCGGCUACAAGAGCAAGAUCAGGGAGGACUUCGAAAAGGACCCCCGCGUUGAGUCUAUCGUAGACGUCGGCAGUCUCUCAACAGAUGACAAGACAGCAUACCCUCACCGAGCAGCGGCCGCAGCGCAGCUCGUAGCUGAUGGCAAGGUCGACAGGGCCCUGCUCAUCUGCGGUACAGGUCUAGGAGUUGCCAUCUCGGCGAACAAGAUCAAGGGCGUCCGCGCCGUCACAGCCCACGACAGCUUCUCUGUAGAGCGAGCCGUACUAAGCAACAAUGCCCAAGUUCUUUGUAUGGGUGAGAGGGUCAUCGGCCUGGAGCUCGCGCGCAGACUAGCUAAGGAAUGGUUGGGUUAUGUAUUUGACGAGAAGAGCGCGAGCGCCGCCAAGGUAGAAGUUAUCAGCGACCUUGAGAAGUCACUGUAAACUAGAACGCGCUAUUCGUCUAGGGGAAAUAUGCCAUGCGGUAAUUUCUAUUACCUGCUACUGUAAAGGGGGGAUAGAGUAAUCUAACCUAAUACUUAUAUAUAAGUCACUAAAGUGCAGUAGUUGUAUCAAACGCAGACUCGGGUAAAUAAGAUAGUCUGAAGAGACUGUGACUUAUUGGUCCUGAUACCCGAAAGCUUAAAUAGAUAGUUAUAGACGGAACGCUAGCGGUAGACUGCAUCUACCCGAGCCGAAACGCUGUCAAACAAAGUUAAGGGGACCAUAUCCUCGGUGACAUGUUAUUUUCGGAACUUGGGGUUAAUUAAUGCUUUAGCUGUACAACAUAUGAUCUCAUAAGACAGACAGGUACCUAC
Molecule: messenger RNA, 1269 nt
Organism: Daldinia loculata
Lineage: Eukaryota; Fungi; Ascomycota; Sordariomycetes; Xylariales; Hypoxylaceae
Product: ribose-5-phosphate isomerase B
Exons: 2
Coding region: 422-895 (157 amino acids)
Biological process (GO): carbohydrate metabolic process
Cellular component (GO): intracellular anatomical structure
Molecular function (GO): isomerase activity
Source: RefSeq, a predicted model, not a curated record